Messenger RNA from Pogonomyrmex barbatus (red harvester ant), 393 nucleotides. It is a transcript of the gene Sod1, whose product is annotated as superoxide dismutase 1. Gene Ontology annotation, molecular function: copper ion binding. The record is from RefSeq and is a predicted model, not a curated record. NCBI's taxonomy places the organism in Eukaryota, Metazoa, Arthropoda, Insecta, Hymenoptera, Formicidae. Gene Ontology annotation, biological process: superoxide metabolic process.
GAAGGUACAAAUGUGGUAAAAGUGACUGGACAGAUUUCUGGUUUGCAAAAAGGUCUGCAUGGUUUUCAUGUUCAUGAAUUUGGUGACAACACUAAUGGUUGCACAAGUGCAGGCGCUCAUUUCAAUCCGUUAGGAAAAGAUCACGGUGGUCCAGAUCAUGAUGUGCGCCAUAUUGGAGAUUUAGGAAACGUGGAAGCCGGUGCUGAUGGUAUCGCAAAAGUUAACAUCACCGAUUCCUUAAUUCAGCUAAGCGGACCAUAUAAUGUUAUUGGACGAACUCUCGUGAUUCACGCUGAUCCUGAUGAUUUGGGCCAAGGUGGCCACGAGCUAUCAAAAACAACUGGCAAUGCUGGUGCUCGUCUCGCCUGUGGUGUCAUUGGUAUCACAAAAUAA